GAAAUGUCGAUGCUGUGAAGAUGUAAGGGCAGGGGAAAUUGCUGGGUGACAUUUUUGCGUCACCAACCGUUCAAAUGAAAUGGACAAUGAUUAAUCCAGACGGCAUUCCACCGAUUUUUCCGGACGUAGUUCAUAGAGGCAUAGAAGGCGAGAUCUUGUCACGUCGUGGAGGCAGCGACUGGCCGGUGGUUGUGACCCCAACUACAGAAUCGGUCACUGCCAUCACAAGCAUCAGCUAUGUCGAAAGCGCCACUGGAAUAAAUGCCCCUAGAGCCGAGGCAUUGCAGCAGUACGACCUCAGCAACCUUCCCACCUUACGGCCAGCCUUAUCUCCCAGUGUCCAGCUCAGCCUGACCAUCACUUACAUCACCAUCUACUCCCUGUUGUUUACACUUAUUUACAUUCAGCUAUGGAUGAUAUGGUGGUACCGUCACAAGCGUCUGAGUUACCAAACUGUUUUCCUCUUCCUCUGCCUGAUAUGGGCUGGACUGCGUGCAACCCUCUUCUCCUUCUAUUUCAAUGAUUGUUUGCUGGCAAACAGGUUGCAAGUUUUCCUGUAUUGGCUGCUCUACUGUUUCCCAGUCUGUAUUCAGUUCAUGACGCUGUCCCUUCUGCUGUUGUUCUUUGCACAGGUGGUUUUUAAGGCGAGAGCGAAAUUUGAGCCCAACAGGUACAAAACCCCGUUACGUCUGGGUGUGGUGUUUGCUGUCAUCAUCUUCAUCGUGACGAACCUAGUCUGUGCGAUUGUGGUGAAGGACCAGGAGAAGCGGUACAAGUCUGUCCCAGUGGAAAUCCUGACGGUGCGUGUGGCCAUCAAUGAUACACUUUUCGUUAUCGCAGGCAUCUCUCUCUCCAUUUGCCUGUACAAGAUGUCUAAGAUGCCCUCAUCAAGCCUGGUUCUUGAGGCAAAGGGAACCACCCUAUGUCAGGCCAUGAUAGCCAGUGUAGCCAUUGUCUUACUGUACCUCUCCCGUGCUGUCUACAAUUUCAUAGCCAUCUACCCAGCCACCAGGAAGCGGGUACCAGGCUUUGGAUAUGACUGGGUUAAUGUAUCAGAUCAGGCUGAUAUCUUCACACUGGAUAGAGGAUACGCAUUCGUGUCUUUCGGGAUUGUCCUGUUUGUGUGGGAAGUGUUACCCACAUUUAUCGUGGUCGUGUUCUUCAGGGUUCGCAGACCCACUGCGGCAGUCAUGACAUUGUCCGAGAUUUCAACCCACAGCCACAGCUCCAAGUCCUACUUCUUUGACAACCCACGCCGCUAUGACAGCGAUGAUGAUCUCUCUAAGGCCGUCGAGAAUUCCAGGGGGAGCUACUAUGGAAUCAACUCUCAGUACUCAAACAAUCAUGCCGUUCAAGGGACACCCCAGGAGGGACAAGGGCAUGUUAACAAUGGGGCAGCAUUUGGCAGUUUCUCUUCAGCGUCGGGAAGAACCACAUCAGCUCUGGUGCACAGUGGUCAGAUGAGGGGUGUGGUGGGCAGCUACCAGCAGUUCUACGAUGGCACAUAACCACCUGACUGACAGGGCACUGACAAGUUUGACCUUCUGCCUGUAGGUCUAACAGAUACAGCUGGACAUAUGUUGAAGUCAAUAGCAUAAACAUGGACAUUCUAAAAAUGGUUUAGGUUUGACAUAAUAGGAUACUACAGGUCUUUGGUUGUAUAGGCCAAAAUAUACUACAGGUCUUUGGUUGUAUAGGCUGAAAUAUACUACAGGUCUUUGGUUGUAUAGGCUGAAAUAUACUACAGGUCUUUGGUUUUAUAGGCUGAAAUAUACUACAGGUCUUUGGUUUUAUAGGCUGAAAUAUACUACAGGUCUUUGGUUUUAUAGGCUGAAAUAUACUACAGGUCUUUGGUUUUAUAGGCUGAAAUAUACUACAGGUCUUUGGUUUUGUAUGAAAAUAUACUAAUCGUGUAGUCUUAUAGACUGAAAUAUAUUACAAGUCUUUGGUUUUUAAGAGAUGAAAUAUACUACAGGUCUUUGAUUUUGUAGAUAAAUAUACUCCAGGUCUAGUCUUAUAGACUGAAAUGUAUUACAAGUCUUUGGUUUUUAUGAGAUGAAAUAUACUACAGGUCUUUGGUUUUUAUAGGAUGGAAUACCUCAGAUUUUCAGUGGCAUAUGAAAAGAAGCAUUGCAGCAAUUUGGGUCUAAGGAAAGAUAUAUUGUUAUGCUUGACUGCUUGAAUUGUGACAGUCAGAGGUUUAUGUUUACAAUUAGGAACUUAUUCUCCUAAAUUUGAGCCUUUGUUUUAUCAACUAAAAUAUCUGCAAGCUGUGUCUGACGUCUUUUGAACCCAUGUGAUCAACAUUUGGUUUCAUUGUCUACCAUUAAUGUUUUGCUCUCAAAAGCAAUCGCCACCAUUGUAAUACUUGUACUUUGGCAGGUGACACCAUUCGCUCAUAGGAAGAUCACAUAGUGUUUGUUGUUAUCCUGUAAUGGUAAUCUUGUCACAGCGUGAUUUAUUUAUAUGUAUGGAUUUAUUUGAUUGGUGCUUUAUGUUGUACUGGAGAAUUUUUUGCUGAUUACAUUAAUGCCAUUAGGUUUUGGGUGAGGGACACAAUAAAACCACCAACUUAUCCAGAUACCAGACAAACCUCCUGAUGGGAUAGUCAUAACCUUACCUGAACAAAUCUGGUUUUUAGAUUUGUUCUUCUCUAUAGCAUCGGCAUUAUUAUUGGAGUAGCCUUUGACCCAGAGCUUUCAACAAGUCCAAAUCUCAAAUCUCUCAGCUAUUUUGAACUUGCAUACGGGUCAACAUUUUCUUUUCUGCUUGUUUUUUGUGUCGCCAUCUUACAUUGUUUAUGUUGAUAAAUAGGGGAGUUUGAGGUUAAGCUCUUUUGUUGUUGAAGGUAAAAAAUGUCCUACUGUGUCGUGUUAGUGAAAUAAUCACCAUAUACUAUAACAUCAUCUGAAAAAAGUUUCACAAAAAUUAUUUUUGAGAAGAUGAAUGAUGGAAAAAACGCUGCAUAUUUAUGAACUUGAAGUUCUUCAACAGUGGAAUGCAGAUACACCGGUGAUGGGUAAAUUAAUGUCAACAAUGUUUGCCUAAGUCACAUUACACAGUUGGACAGCUUUAUCUUUAAUGACAAAAGAGUUCCAACUGGAAACUGCCACGUUGUAACAUUCCAAUUGUCAGGAGUGGUGAGAUCGUGAAAACCUCAUCACUUUAAAGUGGGUUUUGCAUGUGGUGUGUGAAGCACUAUGGACCAAACAUAGACCAGUCAAGGAUGUUGUCAAAACCUACAAGUUAUGCCUGUUCUGUAAUUGCUUUCAGACAUUACCAACAUGUUGACACAUUACAAACAUACUGACACAAUAAACCACUUAAGCAGGUUUGUUUUGCUGGUGACAUGCAAUCCAUGCUUUGCUAUUUUAUUUUGUUUAGAAUAGUAUGUCUUGCCUGGCUGUACUACUGUAGUGAUAUGUCACCUCAUUGGCCUGUAUGUCCUUGAGGGAGCCGGCAGGUCUAUUUAAAGGCAUCAGGGGCCAAUUCCACAAAGCCAUUUCUGACUUGUCAAAAUUUAAAAUAUGAUUUUGUAGCUCAUUUUUGGGUUAUAGAGAGAAAAAUUUUGAGCACCUCCUGAAUUUUAUCUGAAGACAAACUGGCCAAAAUUUAAACUUCCAGUACCAAAUAUUCAGCAUUGUGAAGAGGUCUUACAUUUUGACUUAAGUCAGAAGUGGGUUUGUGGAAUCUUCUCCAGUUUAAUUUUGUGUGUAAUUGUGCCUUCCCAAGGGGGCAGUUGGACAUGUGCUGAAAUACAAAUAAUAAACAGUUGCCUGUGCUGGUGCUGUAUAACUGUAAAGCUGGCAUAAUACCUUUGUUCAGCAUCUUAUUUACUAGUGUAUUGCAAACAUCUUGGAUUAUAUUUAUGUACGUACCUGCUCUCUAAUAUUGAGAACAGCUCUGUUAUAUUACUGGUGUUAUAGAUGUGUUUGGUACGCCAUAUCCAGGGAAUGUGACCUGUAUGUAUUGUAUAAGAGGCAUGUUUAGACAAAUUAUCAUGCUAUCGACAGUGUCCUGUCUCUUUUGAACCUGACUGCAUCAGUCCUGGUUAAUUGUUUUCCAUGCAUAGAUAUAUGUAACUUAAAAAAAUUACUCUAUGGUUAGAGGUAUAUAAUACAAUAAGUACAUUUACAAUAAGGGAAGUGCAAGAAUUAUCAUCUCUUAGAAGAGGCUCUUAAAAGCGAUAUUAGCUCUGUGGUGAUCUCUGUUAGAAGUCACUAAACUAUCUACAUACAAUGUGUGUAUAUUGUUACUAAGAUUUUUUGUGUUUGAUUUCGUACAGUGUUUAUGUAAUCUUAAUGUAUCAGCCAUGUUCAAGAACAGUAGAACCAUUUCCAGUGUGAGGGUGUCGUGAGGUGGGGGUGAGGCAUUGGGCUCUCAAUUAUUAUUUUUAGGGGCUGCCUAAGAAAAAUGGAUGCUGACCAAAAAAAAAAAACCGGGGGAUAAGAAGUACAGUAAGCCAGUCACACACUCUGCCAACCCUCUUUUAGUGCCACCAAUGGGGGAAAUCUACAAUAGCUAAAAAUAGCUACAUGAUUAUCCAGGACCCAAUAUUCCAGUAUAUUACUUGUUUUGCUACUGAACAAUGGCUUUUUGAUAGUGAUAAAUAUUACGUAUUGUUAUUAAUAGUAGGAUGUUUUGAGAACUUCUUUUUCUGAACCAAUAUAGAUUUUAUUUAUUACCAAAUUGAAGCAGUAUUGUACAGUGAAAGUAUAUCGGGUUGAAUUAAUUUUAUUAGAUUAUCAUAUUUCUGUAUAUAUUACAUGACCUUGUUCACUGUAGUUCAAACAAAUUACUGUGUGUAUUUUUAUCCACAGGUAAGCAGAAUUCUUUACCAAAACAUUGUCUUUUUCUGUAACCAUAUGCAGAUAGAUAUAGUGUAAAUGUUUAUGUCAGGCUUUCAUUAAGAACAUCUUCUGACUUGAAAGAUUUAUUGACCAAAUUAAUGAAUUUUGGAGACAUUGUUCCAAAAAAUAUAUAUGGUGUCUUUGCUGUACAGGUUGCUGAACAGGAACAUCCAGGGCAACAACCGGAAUACAAUGUGCCACACCCAUGACAACAGAUACUACAGUGUACCACAUCCAAGGCAACAAAAGACACAAUGUGCAACACCUAUGGCAACAAGAGAUACACUAUGUGACACCCAUGGUAACAAAAUGUACAGUAGGUUACAUCCAGGGCUGCCAAUGUUAGAGUGUAUGACACAAUGAAAACAAAGGUAUAUUAAACAACACCCCUGGCCUCUAAAAGUACAGUGAGCCAUUUCUAGGGCCACAAAAGAUGCAGUGUUUGGUAUUGAAAAGGGCUUUGUUUGUUUUCAAAAGAUCUUCUCCAUGUAUAAGUGGCACACUUCUUUACUGACAUAAAAAUAAUACUAUGUACAUAAUAUUGUAUAUUUAUGUGUAAAUAGAUAUAUAUGUUUAGCCCAUGGAUUAUCUUGUGAGGAAAUCCAUCCUUUUAUCACUGGAAACCCUGCAGUUUCUCUUUCUCUUGUUGUGCAUCAACAGUUUAGAUCAUGGGAUUUUAAUGGCUGUCUUAAAAUCAUUGCAAUUAAGACUGCAAACAUGAAUGAUGAAUUAUACUUGUGUAUCUAAAAUCACCAUAAACAGAACAAAUGAACUUUGACUUUUAUCCCAGAUACUUAAAAUUAUAUAGCACUGUUAAAAUGGUGUUUGCUUAACUCUGUGUAAUGGAGGCCAUUUAUUUAAGCAAAGUUUUAGCCAGGUUUAGUGUCUGAAUCAUGAAGCGCCUUGAAAUAACCAACCUGGAUAAUUGUGUAGGGGUUAUUAUGCCAUGUAGAUAGACAUAAAAGCAACUCAAGCCAUGUUAUGGCAUAGUGCGGAAUAGGUUUUUGUCUGUGUUAAUGUGUGUGUCAGUUACAUUUCAAAGGAUUUUUCUCCAGCCUCUAGCACAGACAUGCCCUAUCAUGUUCUGGACUUCUCUUGCACACAAGUAGUAACGUUUUCAUGAACCUCCAGCCUCUAGCACAGACAUGCCCUAUCAUGUUCUGGACUUCUCUUGCACACAAGUAGUAACGUUUUCAUGAACCUCCAGCCUCUAGCACAGACAUGCCCUAUCAUGUUCUGGACUUCUCUUGCACACAAGUAGUAACGUUUUCAUGAACCUCCAGCCUCUAGCACAGACAUGCCCUAUCAUGUUCUGGACUUCUCUUGCACACAAGUAGUAACGUUUUCAUGAACCUCCAGCCUCUAGCACAGACAUGCCCUAUCAUGUUCUGGACUUCUCUUGCACACAAGUAGUAACGUUUUCAUGAACCUCCAGCCUCUAGCACAGACAUGCCCUAUCAUGUUCUGGACUUCUCUUGCACACAAGUAGUAACGUUUUCAUGAACCUCCAGCCUCUAGCACAGACAUGCCCUAUCAUGUUCUGGACUUCUCUUGCACACAAGUAGUAACGUUUUCAUGAACCUCCAGCCUCUAGCACAGACCUGCCCUAUCAUGUUCUGGACUUCUCUUGCACACAAGUAGUAACGUUUUCAUGAACCUCCAGCCUCUAGCACAGACCUGCCCUAUCAUGUUCUGGACUUCUCUUGCACACAAGUAGUAACGUUUUCAUGAACUUCUUUUGUUUUAACGUCAACAGUUGCAUGCCUUGAAAA
Molecule: messenger RNA, 6622 nt
Organism: Liolophura sinensis
Lineage: Eukaryota; Metazoa; Mollusca; Polyplacophora; Chitonida; Chitonidae
Product: G protein-coupled receptor 137Ba-like
Exons: 7
Coding region: 75-1508 (477 amino acids)
Biological process (GO): positive regulation of TORC1 signaling
Cellular component (GO): lysosomal membrane
Source: RefSeq, a predicted model, not a curated record